UACGGGUGUUUGUGGCUUCCUGACUUAGAGGAAACGGCUUUAACCUUAAUGGUUUUGCUUAGCUCUAAAUAGAGGAAGUAGGUAAGAAUGUCAAACAAGCUAGUAGUAUUUCAAUCAUGCCUAUAUUGCUUUGCUGCUUUAAUGUCUGCCAAGUAGGAAAGGGUCAGGUGAGCAUAUUUGAAUACCUGACCAGCAGUUCAGGCCCGAUUCUGAAAUUGUUGUGACAGCACGCACCCUUCUUCAAGUAACAGCCACAGCUUACUUGCCCACAGUUUCCAAAUCUUUGGUAAAUGUUUUAAAGAGGUUUUAUAUAGUUUUAAAUAUGCAAUAAAAAUACGUUUCUAGAAUAAAGUUUGUGCAACUACAAUUGACUGAAAAUGGGUUUUACAUAAAUGAUUAAAAACUGGACAUUCACAUAGAUGCUGAAAUGUUAUCCACUCUUGCUUGAUUGUAUUGCGUUGCAUAACAGGGCAGGUAACUGCAGUUGCAUUCAUGUUCUUUGUUUCUUCACCUUUGCCCUACUAAAAGGUCAUGCUGAAAAUAAAUCAUUACAGCACAGAAAUGGCUGACGCUGUUAGAGAAGCCAGCGUAUUAUACUGUCGGUACAGUUGGGUGAUUUCCUUACUUUUAACAGAAAAUGUAAACUUUUGUUAUUUGGUUUGUUAUUUCCUCUGUGGUUAGAUUCACUGACUGAAGGGGGAGAUGGAUAAUGCACCACUUUCUAGAAGGGCUAGUGUUUUCACUUCACAAGAAUUUCACCUUCACUGUCAUACACAUGGCUGUUAAUUAUUGGCUGAUCUUUCUCCUUGUCUGAUUUUGAGUUUGAUGUUUUUGAUCUGUGGAUUUGUUUUGUAUGUUUCGUUUCAUAUCAGAAGACGGCACAGGCAAUGGCGCGCAUGUGUGUACAUUAGAAAGAGGAGGGACUGUGUGUGCUCUUGCCUGUAUUUGUUUUGUUCUGGGGGUGUGGUUAGGUUUGACGUCACACACUACGGAGUGUCACACCAUUCUCAUAUAGAAACAGCUUCCUCUUUGCUAGCACAUUCAUACAGCAAGUGAGCAACAGGGUGGGUUUUUUUUCUUUUUUUUCCCCUGUAGAAGGAUGUGGUAAAGAGGCCUUAUGUACGACAACUUAACUGGAACUACAUGCAUAAUGUCAAGAGGAUUUUAAAGAUUUUUCUGGGAGGGGGGGAGUGUUAAUAUUUGUUUAGUUCUUAGUUACCUUUUCUGUUUUGAGGCCUGUACGCAGGCUUUUUAGAAAAAGCAACUAGACAUAAUUUUUUUAAAUUAUUGUUUAUUUAUUAGGAUAGGAAAUGCCUACUGUCAGUAGGUAUAUGACUUUUCGUUCAUCAAAGCGAUUUAAAUUCACCAGCUACCCCGUAGAGAGCAGCAGUGGUGGGCUGCCAGCCAAAGUAAGGAAAAGCAAGAGCACCUUAAGCAAUGGCAGCAUCAAGAAGGUGGACGCGAGGAAAGCUUUGAGUUUAGAGGCGGCCCAGCUCGAGAUCGAGCAACAGCACAAAACCCUGACCAGACAAGCACCUGUCAGGGCGCAAACUUUUGACGUCGACAGCAAAGACUUUAAGAAGACCGAGGGCACUGGCUCACAAAGUAGUUUUAAAAAGCACAACAAAACAUUUCACAAGUUGUUUCCAGACAUUCCCGAGAGUGAAGACUUGAUUCAUGCGUACAUCUGCGCCCUGCAGAAGGAGGUGCCCUACCAUGGUCGGCUAUACAUCACUGACACGCAUGCUUGUUUCUUUUCCUCUGUUUUGCUUAAGGAUACGAAGGUAGUGGUUCCAGUUUCCUGCAUUAAAAGAGUGAAAAAGCAGAAUACAGCUUUGCUGGUACCCAACGCCUUGUCAAUUCGCACCACAGAGGGAGAUAAGUACCUCUUUGUGGCUCUGCGGAAUAGAGAGUCGUGUUUUCAGCUGCUGCGUUCAGUCUGUCCUCAGCUAGAGGAUGUCAGUGCAAACAGUAGCCCUCUCUUCUCCUCAGCUGAAAACAGCUUUGAUAAGAACAAACUUGUGAACUCCAGCCAGUCCAGUCUGGACGAUAGCUUCGACCAAUUCAAUGGCUCCAAGUCUCAGACUUUACAAGAGGACCGCCCUCUGCAUAGACUGCAUACAGAGGCAGUGCCUAAUGUAAAUGGUUCCUCUCUGAAGAGCCUACGUAUGCAGCAGAGUGAAAGUUCAUCUACAGAAGAGCUGUCUGUGUCAGGUGGAUCAUGGGUGUGGAAUGUGACUGAAAAAGCCAAGUCCCUGGUGGUUCAGAGAGAGGCCAGCAACCUCAACACUCUGCUCUUCAUUUACUUGAUUUUGGUGGUGCUGCUGCUGCUGUCUUCGGGCUACAUCGGUUUACGUAUCGUGGCCCUGGAGGAACAGCUGACGUCCCUGGGCGCUCUGCCUGAAUUCAACUUCCAGAGCAGGUACCAACAAGACACAUAACAAUCAGCAACUUAAGGAGAGAUUGGUUGACUCAUGAUCGGAAGAUCAUUUCUGCCUCUUCCCAGCAGAACCAGCCAGGGAACUUUAACGUACUCAGACUUUGGUCUCGACGUGGCCUGCGCAAAAGAAGAGUGGCCAACAUGUGCAAUUUCAGACACAACUUGUUGACUUGAAGGGCUAUAUUUCCUCCAAGUGCAGUAAACAACACAGCAAAACAAAAGGACAUGCUGCGACCCAGUCACAUAGAGCCGAGCCAAAAACGUGUACACGCACUGCCUGGUUGCAGUGUCUGUUUGAACCAAAGCCAAACGACUCUAUCUUAUCGAGGUGCCACAUUAGUCAAGUCGAUAGGCACGCUUCUGGCAGCAACUGUUCCACAUCUGUGAAUUUACGUUGUCCUCUUCUUUCUGAGCAUGCAUUCUUGAACAGGGCUUAAAGCAUUAGCCUGCUGUAGUGCCGAUGAUUGCACCUCUCUCGACGUAGUGCUAUGCAUAGCCAAAGAUGCACACGUCUUUUGCAUGAGUGAUGAUGGAAUGAUGUUUUUUGUCUGUUAUUUAGCCCUCAAUCAGCAGUGGUGUCUAUCCGCCUUUUAAAUCCAGUCACUUUCGGGUACUUCUCUUCAAAUGGUUCUUAUAUUCCGAAUCGGCGGUGGGUUGAAAUGAUGAUGGCUAAGAUCCAAACUUCAGAUCAGCCCGCAGAGGCUCGAUACUUUCCUGAUAGUCUUGUCCUUUCUCUCUCUCUCUGUCCAAGCAGAAAUGAUUGCAGUAUUACUUCUUGAGUUUGGCAGGAUUUAAACCUGUUUAAUGAUCAUUGCUCAAAAGUGAUUUUUUUCUUCUUCCCAGUCUCUACUGGAUAAAUGCAUCAACAAUGCACAAAAUACACAAGAAUAUUAGGAAGCUGUAUUAGCUAAAGAAAUGUUUUUGAGUACAGCUUUUCGCUGACUUUGGUCUUCAAGAGUAGCAAUCAAACCUGUCUUUUUGAUGUCAACUGCAAACCUCUCUAUGACAGGCCUGUUGGGGACCAAGGUGGCAUUUCUUCAGGUUAUUUAAAGUAGCACCAAUAACAUAUUUCUAAUGUAGGUGUCUGGGGAAAAACGGGCACUUGACUGAUUCUGUGUAAUCUUUGUCACCUGAAGACGAUUUUUAUUAUUAUUUUUUCUUAAAUAACCACACUUGCUGCAAGGUCCGAGAUUAUCAUAAGUAAAAGGAGUGGUCCCAAAAAGAAAUUUCAAUAUGCAACGAAUUGUUUUGCAUGACAAAAUGUAAUUUCUGUGAGCAGUUUGUUUGUUUUGUUUUUUAAAUGGAACUUGAUGUUUGUGGAAAUUGAGUGAAAGAAUCGUCUCGAGGGAGCAAGCGCACUUUAAAAACUUGUGGUGUGCCUGUCACAAUCCAAGACGCUGUUUGGAUUGAGAAGAAAUGGCAAAAGUGGUGUUCUGUGGUAACUAAAGGUGCUUAGACCUUAUUUUUAAACAACAAAAAAGAUUUCACUCAGGGGUGGUGGGGCACUACCCACCAUGUGGUUUUAGGUUGUCAACUUUUCCGCUCAUUUCAAAGUCUUGUUCUCAUGGUGGGGUUCACAUUCUAUCCUCUGUGGUUCCUCCAGUGUUCCUUAAAGAAAGAACACUGUUUCAUUGAGUUUGCUCAACUUUACCAAUUGAUAAAACUGUUUGUUUUCUGUGUUU
Neolamprologus brichardi is the source of this 4122-nucleotide messenger RNA. Its product is annotated as GRAM domain-containing protein 2B. The record is from RefSeq and is a predicted model, not a curated record. Lineage: Eukaryota; Metazoa; Chordata; Actinopteri; Cichliformes; Cichlidae.